AUGGAAGAAAUAGAAAAUAAUACAAACAAUAGCGAUAAUAUUAUUGAAUCUAAAUCAAUGGAAAUUGCAGAAAAUAAUACUGACAAUAGUGAUAAUAUUAAUAAUAAUAAUAUUAAUAAUAACAAUAUUAAUAAUAACGAUAAUGAUAACAAUGAAAAUAAUAGUAAUGACAAUAACACCAAUGUAGAUAUUAUAAGUGCAGAACAACAAUCAGAAAAACAAGAUGAAAAAUUAGAUAAUAUUAAUGAACCAAUGCAAGUUGAACAAGAUGUUUUAAGUAAAGAUGAAAUUAAAGAGACUACUGGUUUAGAAUCAAAUAAAACCGAAAUUUUAGAAGAACAAAAAGAAAUUGAAACCAACCCAUCCAAUGAAGAAAAUAACAUCAACAAGGAUAAGGAAUCUAUAAAUGAAAAUAAAGAAGAUGAAACUAAAAUCGAAGAAAAUAACAUCAACAAGGAUAAGGAAGCUAUAAAUGAAAUUAAAGAAAGUGCAAAUGAAAUUAAAGAAGAUGAAAACAAAAUCAAAGAUGAAAAUAAAAUACAAGAAAAUAAACCCAAAGAUGAUAGCGAUAGCGAUAGCAGCAGCAGUAGCAGCGACGAUAGCAGUAGUGAUAGUUCCGACGACAGCAGUAGUGAUAGUUCCGACGACGAUUUAGAUGAUAUCAUUUCAAAACCAAAACCAGCAAACAGUAAAAAUAAUAAUAAUAAUAAUAAUAAUAGAAAGAAAAGAAAAAAUGAAGAUGACGAAGACGAAAUUAAUGAUAAUAGUACCAGCAACUUACCAAAAGAGGAGCCAAUUAACAUCGAAAUUCAAGAAAACUCUCAAAUUUGUGAAUUGGGCGAAUUAAAAUCAAUUGUAGGUGAUAUCUUGGUUAUUAAAUCGUUAACCGAACAAUCAUCAGCAUUAGAUAUUGAUUCAAUCGUUUGUUUAGAAGAUAGAACACCAAUUGGUAGAAUUUAUGAAGUUUUUGGUCAAGUUUCGCAACCAAUGUAUUCAGUAAGAAUACCUUCUAAUUUAGAUAUUAAAUUAAUAAAUAAUAAUGAUAAUAAUAAUAAAGAAAAUAUAAAUGAAAUUAAUAAACCAGCUGAAGAACCCAAAGCUGAAAAAACAAUUGAAAAUGGUGAAACUGCAAUUCCAGAACAAGAAAGCACCAACUCAACUUCAACAGAAUCAACAGAAUCAACUGAAAAAGUAAAUGAAAAUAAUUCAGAGGAUAAACAAGAAGAAAAAAAGGAAAUUAUCGAAAAGAAAAAAAUUGAAAUUUUAUUGAGUUCAAAAAUUUAUUAUGUCAAUGCACCCGAAUUAUCAAAGUUUGUUAUUGCUUCACAAAUUUAUACUAAAGGAUUCGACGCUUCAAAUGAAUAUGACGAUGAAUUAAAUGAAAGCGAUAUGGAGUUCAGUGACGACGAAAAAGAAAGAGAACAUAAUGCAAGAAAGAAAAAAAAUAAUAAAAAAAGAAAACAAAAUAAUAACAAUAACAACAAUAAUAAUAUGAAUAAUAACAAUAGAAUGAAUAAUAUAAAUAGAAAUCAAAAUAUUCAAAAUAUUCAAAAUCAAGAUUUUAGUUUUGAUUAUACUCCACUUCAAAGAAAUCAAACAUUACCACAACCACAUCAAAAUAAUUUACCUCAAAAUAGUUUACCUCAAAAUAACUAUAGACAACAACCACAACAAAUGUAUAGACCUCAAAAUAAUUUUAGACCACAAGCAAACCAACAACUUCAUCAACAACAAAUUUACCAAUCAUAUCAAAAUUUAAUUCAGAUGUAUCAACAACAACAACCACCACAACAACAACAACAUCAAGUUCAACAACAAGUUCAACCACAUAUACAACCACCACAACCAUCAGAAAACCCAAAAUAA
This is a messenger RNA of Dictyostelium purpureum, 1866 nucleotides long. RefSeq lists its product as uncharacterized. The coding region runs from base 1 to 1866 and encodes 621 amino acids. Gene Ontology annotation, molecular function: RNA binding. Gene Ontology annotation, cellular component: sno(s)RNA-containing ribonucleoprotein complex. Gene Ontology annotation, biological process: ribosome biogenesis; pseudouridine synthesis; box H/ACA snoRNP assembly. NCBI's taxonomy places the organism in Eukaryota, Evosea, Eumycetozoa, Dictyosteliales, Dictyosteliaceae. The transcript has a single exon. The record is from RefSeq and is a predicted model, not a curated record.